CACACAUCGGUGGCGACGGUACAAACGGCACGACACCCGCGGUGCCUCCUCGACGUCAACUCUCUGCGCGUGACACCGGAACGCGAGGCACUGCGCGCACGUGCGCGGGACGGACUUGAACCUUGGAUCUGAUACCUCUUCACACGAACUUGGGAUCGAUACGAGCCAGAUCGCCUAAGACCUAGGAACGCUUAUCCAAGAUCUGGGAAUUCGUGUCCAAAGUUAUGUGCUUUGUACAUUGUUGGGACCGCUCAAUAGUUUCGCGCCUUGUAAGCGGCGGGAUAUGGCUGGACCCUCGCCUCUCACAGUCCCAGAAGUUCAACAUUAUUAGGCACUACAGAAUUGGAGACCUCUGCUCUAGUACUUGAGAAUUCUCGUCCUGGAUCUGGAACCUCAUGAUCCUUGCACCUCCAUUCUAGGACUUGAACACUCCACGACCAAGAGUCCUUUCACCGAUGUCACCCCGUAUGUACCCGAUAGUUCGAUGGGACCUGUCGUGUAGGACGUGGACCUCUCAUUUGGGAACCAUGAAAUCUAUCCUCCAGGAUCAGAGAACUCAUCUCUCGGGAGCUGUUAACAACACUAGUCUCUGGAUUCUCCACCACUCACCCCGGACCUGAGCUCACCCCUUCUAGCCGGGAACCAGGGCCGCUGCUUCCGAGCUCAUAAAAGCCGCCCAUCACCUCUCCAACAUCUCCCGGGCCUGAGCUGGACAGCGGAGCUACAAAGCACCUGGGCCGCCGCUUCCCCCCGUCCAGGAACCGAACCAGAAUCCUCCUCCUCACUGCUUCUUCCUCCCUCUUCACUACAUCAGCAGCCGUGGUUUCAACCACCUCCGAACACGGGCAUGUUGGCUUCAGCAUCCAUAUGGCAUGGAGCAACAUGAACUUCCGCCAGCGGAUGGGCUGGGUGUGCCUGGGUCUCUACAUGCUGGCCAGCCUAGCGCUGGCACACUACAUGUUCGACGUGAGCGACUCUUACGGGGCCCUUGCCCUGGACCGCGUGGCCUCCGAGUCCGGCGCCCGCGCAAGAGGCAGACUCACGUGGCUCAGGGACGCUCUGCUGUCGGCGCCGCUCGCGCUGUGGGUGGCGCUGCUCCUCUUUGUCUACCUCCAGGUGUUUUGCUUCUUGGUGUCGUGCACCCGAACCGAGCCCAAGAAGGUCGGCUACUGCCUCUUCCCGCUCUGCCUGCUCGUGCUGCUGAGGCCACGGCAGCCACGCUUGAAGACGUAUGCACACGCCGACAAUGGUGUGCAAGUCAUUAAUAUGUGAGGACGCUUUUGAGUACCGUGUGUGUGUACCGGCUAUAGGUGCUUGCUUACCACCACAAUAGUAUGUUAAUGCUAUACGGGGGAUCUUUGUUAUCGCCUAACCAUCUGAGCGGGGAUAGGGUGGCCGCGAUGGGCCAUUGAAGGCUCAGUUGGACGCACGAGUUCCUUGUGCGAAAGAAAAUAAUUGUACAGUUCUUUAUUGUGAACACCUGAAUUUGGGGGAUCUAUUCCACAAUGAAAAACAGAUGGACCAAGGCCCAUGAUUCUUGUAAUUGCCUGUUGCUGUGAUAGGUGUAUUCGUAUAAACACUAUCAAAAGAUACAUUUUUUAUUUGUGACCCUUUUUUUGGACAUAUCACUGCUUGGGUCGGGAUUGUAAUUUAUAGAGAUGUACUAUGUUUCAUGUUUGUUUAAGGUGGCUUUGGGGAAAAUAGAUUAUUUUCAGAACAUGGCUUCACGUAAGAGUAUAUUAUUGGAGAGCUUGAAUUUGAUGGUGGAUUUUUGUAUUAUUGACUUUGAAUACUGUGCAUUUUACCCUGUUUAAUAAAUUAUCAACCAAUUUUAUUAAAAAUUCAAACUUUGAAAAAUAUGCCGUAUAAUUAUUACAAAUUAUGGUUUCUAACAAACUCUAGUUACACACUAGCUUUUACAAAUCUGGUAUUUGUACAAGCAUUACCAUAAAUGUGGUGAUUCAGCAAUAUUGCACACUUCAAUUUGGACAUCAUCUCAUGAGUUUGCAGUUCUCCUAAUUGCACCUCCUAAAUGUCUUUGAGGAUCAAUAUAUUUGUAUAGGAUGAAAAAAUGUACCAUUUUCACUCCAAAAUGUAUGGACACCAGGCCUCCUAAAUAGGAUUUUUUUAUUUAUUUUUCCCUUGAACAAUUUAUUUUUUCUUUUGUUUUCUUUAAUGAUUUAUGUAAAAAAAAUGUGAAUUUCAAUUUGUAUUAAUUUCUAAAAGUGCCUUCUAUAAAUGGUUGUAAUAUAUUUGUGUUAAGGAUAUCAUUUGUACGUGUGAUACCCAUGGUAACGUGUGCACAAGAGCAGGUGUUGGAAUAUUGCUGUAAUGUCUGGAUUAUAAAACAUUAUACGACACACCUCAAGAGCUGGGAUGCGUCGUAUAAUCUGUUAGGUACGUGUGUGCUUUUGAUCAAGUUUGUAUAACCGUAUUGACACCCGGCAUAAUUUUUUGGGAUGUCUUACUUUAAGAAGUGUCUUACAAUCUGGAGGAUAUGGUAAAUUGCUUUAACAUAAUAUAAUGUGGAGUUAUACCUUUUUUGUUUGGCAUUUAUUUUCAUCCAAUAUACGAAUAUGAUACAUUGUAUCACCACUGCAUGAUGGGAAGUAUAAUAAGAGUUUUUGGUGUAUUUUACCCUUGGUUUUAUAUGACACAUAAAACUGGGAUAUCUUUUAUGUAUGUGUAUAAAUGGCAUAAUGAACAAAUUGCAUGACAGUAUACAGGAUCUGUUUUUUGGCCAGUGUUGACUACACGAGACUUGGGUUAAAGUUGAUUGUCAGUGACUCGGAGUUUGAUGCUGCGCUAUUCUAUACUUACAAAUGCAUAAGGUAACUUUGGGUUGCAUGUUAAAUGGCAUAAUCCGGGGUGAAACCUCGUGGUCUCUUCGUGGUUUUUCUUUUGUUCAUAAUUGUAUUCUGUGGAGCUGUUGGCAAAGAAACAUUUUGGACAGUGUAACUUCAACCAAAUUAAGUAAUUCAGGUAACAUCUAUGUAAAAUUGCACUUUUUCCAUCUUUUGUACAUACGGUGUACAUAUUUCUAUCCUCCGCCAUAUUUCCAAGCCCUAGCGAUUACAAGGAUAUGUUACAAUUGCUUUUUAAUUGCAAAUACCAGUCACUGCAAGGUUAAAGAGCUAAUUAAGAUACUGUACAUACAUUCAAUUUGAAUGUUUCUUCAUUGAGGUGGAAUAAAAGUGAUUCACAAUA
This is a messenger RNA of Petromyzon marinus (sea lamprey), 3207 nucleotides long. It is a transcript of the gene LYSET, whose product is annotated as lysosomal enzyme trafficking factor. The record is from RefSeq and is a predicted model, not a curated record. NCBI's taxonomy places the organism in Eukaryota, Metazoa, Chordata, Hyperoartia, Petromyzontiformes, Petromyzontidae.